Messenger RNA from Schistosoma turkestanicum, 1760 nucleotides. The record is from the annotation of a GenBank genome assembly. NCBI's taxonomy places the organism in Eukaryota, Metazoa, Platyhelminthes, Trematoda, Strigeidida, Schistosomatidae.
CUGGAAACUGGUGACCUUGGGGAACGCAAGUAUUUGGUUACAUCCGUUACCUCAUGGAAUCCCGAGUCAGGAAGACGUGCUAUGAGCUUAAGGAUCAUGGAGUUCUCCAUCACCCUGGAACAGAAGAACGUUGGAAUUUAAGUGUUUUUAGAAAAAAUUUUCACGUUGAAAUUAUUCGUCAUGGUGAAGAUUCUGACACAAUGGAAUUCGAUAUGAUUAAUUUGGAUUGCUCCUUCGCCAAUGCAGUCCGGCGGAUUUUAGUCUCUGAAGUUCCUUCCCUCGCAAUAGAAAGGGUCUACGUUUCUCAAAACACAAGCAUUAUGCCGGAUGAGGUUAUGUGCCAUCGCCUCGGCUUAAUCCCACUCUCUGUUAAUCCAAAAUAUUUUCUGUUCCCCACAAGAAAACCCCCGGCUUCUGAUGACAUUUCCGGAUUCGACCCUAAAGAACACCUGGUAUAUGAUAUUCGCGUGGGCUUUACACAUGCUAAUAAAGAUUCGCAGAAUAAACUUGAAAACGAUAAGGAUGAUACUAUACCUGUGCCUCAGUAUUUACCAGUGUAUAGUUCGGAUCUCAAGUGGGUACCACUAGCUGGUCAAGAGGAUCACUUUAAUGUCAAUAAUCCUCCUAUACCAGUAUCUCCAACAAUACUUAUCAAUAAAUUGGCACUUGGAGACGAAAUUGAAGCUCGAUGUGUUGCAGUGAAAGGAAUUGGUCGAGAUCAUGCUAAAUUUUCACCAGUUGCAGCAGCUUACUAUAAAUUUCAUCCUAUUAUUAAACUUCUUCGUACAGUUGAAGGAGAACAGGCAGUUAAAUUACAAAAAAGUUUCGCGUCUGGUGUGAUUGGAAUAAAUUCAAGAACUGGUCAUGCCUUUGUCGACAAUGCUCGUUUAGAUAAUGGUUCUCGGGAGCAUAUGCGCCAUCCUGAAUUCCGCGAUGUUAUUUUCGUCGGAAUGGAUUCAUCACAUUGUAUUUUCACUGUUGAAACCAUAGCGCCUGGUAGCCGACCUCCAUCAUCAUUAGUCCGUUGUGCUUUAGGUGUUAUGAUUAGUAAAUGUUCACAUUAUAUGGCUGUUACAGAAACACCUGGUUUUGGAGAGCACGUUGAAGAGUGUAAACCACUCAUUGAUAUAUCUAAAGAUAACACUGAAAGUCAUACAACUGAAAGAAAUGUACUAAUCCCAAAAGGUAAUCGUAGUUAUUUGAAUGGACGUGAAGUUGGACUUGAAGUAGCACAUAUUUCACAUGAUAAAUUACGUGCAACAUUCACAUUUUUUGGAGAAGAUCAUACAUUAGGUUUAGCGCUUAGAUAUUGUAUUUUACGUGAUUUCAGUUAUAUACUUACUUACUGCAUAGUUUAUAAUACAUUUUCACUCCUAUUUUUCAUCCCAGUGAAUUAGUUCGAUUUUGUGGUUAUUGUGUACCUCAUCCAUUAGAGGAUAUGAUCAAUUUUGAUAUUCAAAUGAAAAAUGGUUCAGCUAUCGAUGCACUACGAAAUGGUCUCCAAUGUUUACGAGAUUGUUUUCCAGCAUAUGAAGCAAACAUUAUAUCAGCAAUGAAAAUAUCAAAAAGUAGUAGAAAAUAAUGAUUAUGAUAAUAAUAGUAAUAAUCAUGAACUUGUUUCUCUUCUCAAUUGUAUAUUUUCGUUUGAAUUUUAUCGAACUGCUUGUGUUGUUUGCCAUGCUGUUGUAACAAAAAGAAACUGUAUAAAAGAAAAAACAAAUUCGAAAAUUGAGAAAUAUAGAAUUUUUUAACAAUGAUAA